This is a messenger RNA of Recurvomyces mirabilis, 855 nucleotides long. RefSeq lists its product as uncharacterized. The transcript is spliced from 2 exons. Gene Ontology annotation, biological process: translational initiation. The record is from RefSeq and is a predicted model, not a curated record. Bases 1 to 855 code for a protein of 284 amino acids. Gene Ontology annotation, molecular function: RNA 7-methylguanosine cap binding; translation initiation factor activity. NCBI's taxonomy places the organism in Eukaryota, Fungi, Ascomycota, Dothideomycetes, Mycosphaerellales, Teratosphaeriaceae. Gene Ontology annotation, cellular component: eukaryotic translation initiation factor 4F complex.
AUGGCCGACCAAACACCCAGCAACGCACCACGUCUACGUCUCCCCAGCGCCUCUCCCACCGCCAGCGACGAUGCCUCCUCCACCACCUCCCCAGCUCGUGGAGCGGAAAUGCGCAACUUCCUCCAGGCCCGUCUCCAAAAGAACCGCGCACCCCCACUGGUCCACAGCUGGGACUUCUACCACGACCGUCAAGACCGCACCAAAGCCACCAACCUCAGCAACGUCUCGCAAACAACCACAACGGACGACCCCAGCUCUUUCACCCACGGCAAUGGUAAGCAGGACGAAGACGACUACUCCACCCGCCUGGAACACCUCGCCAUCAUCGACGACGUCCGCAAAUUCUGGAACGUCUUCAACAACUUCGACACCACCCACCUCGUCUUACGGGACAGCAUCCACCUCUUCCACCACCACAUCCGGCCCAUCUGGGAAGACCCGCGCAACCUCUCAGGCGGAAGCUGGACCUUCCGCGUCCCGAAAUCCCUCGCCCCGGCCUUUUGGCAAGAGAUCUGCCUCCUAGCCAUAGGCGAGCAAUUACAGACUGCUGUGGAGGAGGAAGGGAGGAAGGAGUUCCGGGAUGAUAUCUGUGGGGUUUCGUUGGGGAUCUGGAAUCGGGACGGUGGGCAUGAAGACGGGAUUCAGAGGGUGUUGGGGGUGGUGAUGGAGGCGUUGAGUGAGGAUUUGAAGCCGAGAGAGGGGAGCUUCUAUUAUAAGAGGCAUAGUGAGCAUGCUGGAUAUGCUGUGCCGGAGGUCAACGGGAAGGAUGGUAAGGGUAGCAGUAGCAGUAGUAGUAGACCUGGAACGAGUACGGGGGCGAGCAUUGAUGCUGUGUUGGCUGAAGGUGGGUCGUGA